This is a messenger RNA of Phymastichus coffea, 2028 nucleotides long. RefSeq lists its product as uncharacterized. The record is from RefSeq and is a predicted model, not a curated record. Gene Ontology annotation, molecular function: zinc ion binding. The transcript has a single exon. Lineage: Eukaryota; Metazoa; Arthropoda; Insecta; Hymenoptera; Eulophidae. The coding region runs from base 1 to 2028 and encodes 675 amino acids.
AUGCCAUUCAAAAUAUGCUUAGGUUGUAACGAGCAAAAACGCUCAAAAAAUGACAAGUUUUAUGGAAUGAGUCAUUUAGAGAAUCCAUUAUUGACGAUUAAUUGUUUACGCCAAACGCAAAAUGCUAAGAAACGAAAACUAGAAGUUCUACGUGAUAUGCCGCAAAAUGGUCAGCUAUGUAAAAGUUGUUAUGAAAUAUCCAAAAAACCGAAAAUAUCACAAUUAACUGAAUCACACACGCCUGAUUUGUCAAUUUAUCGUAGAGGCAAUAGCUCUCACGGGAGAUGUACAUUUGGCUGUAAGAAUAUUCAGAACUUGAUUUCUGUACCGAAAGCGAUUUCCCAUGAGCUCCUUAUGAACUACAAAUUCUUGAUUCUCCCAGACUCACGCAUGUGUAGUUCACAUAUUGGUAUUCCUAAUUAUUGGCCACUUGUUAAGCAAAUAUCUGCAAUUGUCAGUGAAAAGGAACAAGAAAGUGUUUCUAAUAUAAUGUACAAAUACUAUCAAGAAAUGAAAAGCUCUCAAAAAGCUGUAUUUGACAUCAACGCAAUAGAUCGUAUUGGUGAUGAAAUAUUUAAAGAUUGGUUUGCUUAUAGUAUAAUAGAAUUUCAACGAAUUUGUUCUUAUGCUAAAACUUGUCAACCUAAACACAUAGCGGUUCUCUUGUGCAAGUUACGUACAAGUCUUUCUAAUAAUCAACUAGCAUUUCUCUUCGGAGUUAGCGAUCAAACUAUUGCCAAUUAUAUGAAUUUAGCCAGAGAAGAUCUUCUAAAGAACUUAGUUCCCCAAUUCAUAAAUAAUAAUUAUCGCUCAGUGUUAUUAUCACAUAACACUGAAAUGGCAAAAAUAUUAUUUGAUAUAACAGAUGACAAGGCAUGUCUUGUUUUUGAUGCUACGUAUCGGCUAGUUCAGAAAUCAUCUAACUUCGCAGGACAGAAACAACUUUGGAGUGAACAAAAGAAGAUGCCUUUAGUGAAACCCAUGGUGGCUUGUGCGCCUGAUGGAUAUAUUCUAUUUGUACUGGGUCCGUUUGACGCACGACAUAAUGAUGCAACUAUUUUAGAAGAUUGUUUCUGUAGGUUCGCAGACAAAUUGCAUACGAUUGCAGAAGGUGAUCAUAUUUUGGUUGACAGAGGUUUUAGGGACGUUUUGCAUUUUUUAACAGAAAGUAAGAAAUUAAAUGUUCAUUGCCCUGGACUUGGCCAACUUGAGACGAUGGAAGCAAAUAUGUCUAGAUUUGUCACAAGAUGUCGCUGGAUUAUUGAACAAGUUUUCGGCCGCCUCAAAAAAAAGUUCAAAUAUUUUGCUUUGCCAGCCCAUAAUGCAACAUUAAAUCAUGAUUUCGGCUAUCUACUAAUUGCUUUUGCACUUUUGAAUUUAUUUCAUAAACCUGUCUUAAGUGACAAGCUUCAUCAGGAUAUUGCUCAAAUAAUGAAAUCACGAGUAAACGUCCCAAACCGUCUGAAACUUAUUGCUCAGGAUUUUAAUCUUUCUCAACUUAAAGCUCCCUAUCUUGACAUGGAGUACACCGCAUUGGAUAAUGAAGAGAAUAAUCAAAGAUUGCAAUUCCCUAGACUAACCUUAGAUCACUUGUACCACUUAGGUUUAGGUCCUUAUCAAACAAGAAAUGCAGCUUCUUACUAUGCAGAGCAUACAAAUGAAGGCAUAUUCUUAGUACAAAAGUUUUCUCCACCACCGAGACACCGAACAGCUACCAUAGACUAUGCUAGAUAUGAGAUUGAUGUCAAAAAUCCUUUACUUAUCAAAGCUUACAUGAAAUCCCGAUAUCGUAGUGGAAAAUAUCAUCACAUUUUUAUCCUAGUCGAUAAAGCAAAGACUGGAAGAGAUUCAAUCCUGGAGUACUACUGUACCUGUGAAAGUGGUUCACGGACAGUUGGUUGUUGCAGCCAUGUUAUGACAAUCGUUUGGUAUCUGGGUUACGCACAGUAUGAAGGAGUUCAUAUACCGAAUCCAGAUAUUUGUGACAUAUCUAUUUCUAUACGUAAAGAAGUAGAUUCGCAUACUUAA